Molecule: messenger RNA, 1150 nt
Organism: Bactrocera latifrons
Lineage: Eukaryota; Metazoa; Arthropoda; Insecta; Diptera; Tephritidae
Product: JNK1/MAPK8-associated membrane protein
Exons: 5
Coding region: 182-1075 (297 amino acids)
Biological process (GO): response to unfolded protein
Cellular component (GO): membrane
Molecular function (GO): ubiquitin protein ligase binding
Source: RefSeq, a predicted model, not a curated record
CAGCUGUUUAAAAAUGAUAAACAAUAAUUGGCAAAAGUUUGUUUUUCUGUAAUUUAAAUAACCAAUAACACAAAACUAAGUUUCAAUGUAUUAUAAUAUAUUAAAUAAAAUUAUAAAAAACAGCAACUAAUUUUUCCAAUGUGAACUACACAUUUUAAGAGUGUUAAACUAAACUAGAAUCAUGGAUCGUUGUCCUGGUCAGUAUUGCGGACGCACUUUGCAUGACAAUGGUAGUUGGUCCGAUUGUGGGGCAUGUGAGCGUGGCUAUCGCGUAAAUGAAUCAUUCGUUUGCUCACCAUGUCGUGAUGAAUUGAACACUUACUCUUGGUUGUAUUUAGGAUUUAUGGCAAUGUUGCCAUUAAUGCUGCAUUGCUUCUUCAUUGAUUUAAAUGCGAAGGAUCGCAAAUUUUCACGCAAGCAAUUAAUACUUACGGCCUGUGCCUUCAUAGAGGUAACACUUUCGGCAAUAUUAUCCAUAUUACUUAUGGAACCAAUGUGGGAAUUUCGAUUGCAUUCUUGUGGUGUUCGUAAAUUCACUGAUUGGUAUACGUUGUUCUACAAUCCAUCUCCAAACUACGAAACUCGUUUGCAUUGCACUCAAGAAGCUGUAUAUCCACUUCAAACUAUUGUUCUCGUAUUCUACUUCCUGUGCUUAGCAACAAUGUUCUUAAUACGUCCAAUUGUUAGCUCUAUUACUGAUGUACGUGGAAAGGCUCCCAUUUAUGCGGCACUUUACUUCCUCCCGCUUUUGACAUCUAUUCAUGCACUUGCUUGCGGCCUUAUAUAUUGGUUUUUUCCAUAUUUAAGCAUUGGGAUUGCUAUGAUAACAAACGCCAUACAUUAUUCAAUCAAAUUGGAUCAGACGUUUAAAUCGCUAAUACGCUCUUCCUUGCUAGAGGUUAAAAAUUUCGUAAUUAUUUCUGUACAUUGGCUUUUGUUAGCCUACGGUAUAAUUGCGCUCGGCCAGCAUUAUGCCUUUUUGUGUCUUAUCCCAUUUCCAUCGAUUUUCUAUAUUUUAACUGUACGUUUCACGGACCCAGCCGAGUUUCGUGAAGUGGAAUCUCGACAAACCUAGUAUAUUUCUAAUAAUACUUUAGUUCAUAUUUUUGUAAAAUAUAUGUCUUAAUUUAUAAUUACUGUUUUUUGUAAU